Molecule: messenger RNA, 1035 nt
Organism: Argiope bruennichi
Lineage: Eukaryota; Metazoa; Arthropoda; Arachnida; Araneae; Araneidae
Exons: 1
Coding region: 1-1035 (344 amino acids)
Source: RefSeq, a predicted model, not a curated record
AUGGAGAUUGGAUUCCUUGGGGAUCCAAGAUCCUUCAGAAAAAAAAUCAAAGAGGAGCUUUAUAAAGCGUCGAUGGAGCACUUCUUAAGAACUGUCAAGGUCGAUGAAGAAGAGCGAUUCCUUGUCUCCCUACCUUGGCUUGACGGUCAUUUGCGUCUUCCAGACAACUUCGAUUUGGCACUCAAACGGUUGCAAGUGACAACCCAUAAGCUGAAGAAGGAAAACUUAUUUCAAGAAUACGGUGAUGUCUUUAAAGAAUGGGAACGAGAAGGCAUAAUUGAAAAAGUUCCUCAAGAGGAAAUAAAGUCUGCUAGUCACUAUCUGCCCCAUCGACAUGUGGUGAAGCCGAACAGCACUACGAAAAUUAGGCCCUUCUUUAACGCUUCAUCAAAACAAAAGGGAGCGGUCAGCCUCAAUGACUGUUUGGAAAAGGGAUUAAACUCGAUUGAAUUGAUCCCUUCCAUGUUAACAAGGUUUCGACUGUAUAGGUUUGGCAUUUCGGCUGAUAUACGGAAGGCUUUCUUACAAAUAAGUCUAUAUAAGGAGGAUCGAAAUUUCCUGCGAUUUUUGUGGCACAGUGAAGAAGGAGAGCUCAUACAUUACAGACAUUGCCGAGUCAUGUUUGGUGUUUCCAGCAGCCCGUUCUUGCUUGGGUCAAAAAUCCAAUAUCACUUGGAGAGAAAGUUGGAAGGCCGUGGAAGAUACCCUGAGUGCAUUAUUCAAAAGUUGAUGAACAGCUUUUACGUGGACAAUUGUUUAGCAGGCGUCAAAACCCAGUCGGAGCUAGAACGAUUUAUUGAUGUAGCCACGGAGAUCAUGGCUGAAAGAAAAUUCGACUUACGAGGGUGGGAGCACUCUAGCCCAUCUGAUCCAAUAACAAGUCCUACAAUCAUCCUGGGAACGAUUUGGGACAGACAUUGUGAUACUCUUUCAAUAAAUAUUCCUGAUUUGAGAGAACUAAUGGAAGAGGUUAUUACGAAAAGAAAUAUUCUUGCUGCUUCCCAAAAAGUGUUUGAUACCUUUGGGGAUUACUAG